AUGGAGUGUGGAAAAAAUUUUUUAACAAAUGUAGAGAAGCGGAAAGCUAUACUAAAGCAGCAAUACGAGUCCAAACAAAGACUGUUAUGGUCAAAAUUAAUAUUAAGUGAAGAACAUAUUCAAAAUUUUAAAAAGCAACGGAAGAAUGAACAAAAAGUAAAAAUUGCUAAAAAUAAAGAAAAAUUGGAUAAAACAAGACUUCGGAUAAUUGAGUUGAAAGACUUGGCAUUUUAUAGAAUUUUAGAGCUGAGGAAUAAAAUAAAAAAUAGAGAUCGAAAAACAGUGGAAAAUAUAGAAAAAUUUAAACUUUCUACAUUGGCUAAAAAACAGGUUAAAGAAUUGAACCAAUAUCGGGCCAAAUAUGAAAAUCAAAUACGGACGAUGGAAAUCAACAAGUCAUUGGUAGAGAGAUGUGUAGAAAAUAAACAAUCGAUGGAAGAAGAGGAGGUGAUUGACGAAAUAGUACUUGUGAAUGAAGGUAUAGAAACGGAAACAGAAUCUUCAGAUAACUGUGGCUACAAUCCAAACUCGAAAUCCGUGAAUAUGAACCUCACAUUCAUCCAGCGCAUUGAGAAUUUGAGGAUUAACUCCACUAAAUGCGUCCAGGAUGCAGCGUUCUGGAAUAAGACGGCACCGCUUUGGAACAAAAUGACAAUAUGUCUACAGACCAACAUUACCGAGCCAUCAACGGCCUGUGAAUCGGAAUUGUCCGUCCCUAAAGCGUACGCAGAAGAAAAAGCUCGACGUUACCUGUUCGAUUUGACGGAUGAUAACCGCUCGCCAUCGUUGAUGCAGCAGAUUAUGAUGAACGACGUGGACUACAAUUUAUCAGAUGCAACGAUGUUUGAAAUGAUAGCAUUGGCCAAAUCGCUAUCGGAACCGGGAGCGUCCGCGUUCGACAUCAUAAACUUGAUCAGACGUGUGACCGAAUACGAGGCUGACGUUAGAAACAACGUCAGUUAUUUUGUGACCAGUCUCGCGGAGAGGGCCGUAUUUGAGUUCACGAAAAAGAAAAUUGCCGAAAAAAUAUUUGUGGACAUGCGAAAAACCAUUGACCGACUUCAACACGUGAACGAGAGAGAUGUAAUUCCCACCAAACUGAUAAAAUCCAAGAAAAUUAGUGAAGUGACGUCUUUCAUUUUCGAAAUGAUCAGCAACGACGAAGUUUACAGUCGGUUCGACAAGCCAUUUGAUGACGAGCCGCGUUACGUGGCUCAGAUUUCAGAAACGGCUGAAGAUAGGUUCAAAAAGUUUCAGAAGGAAAACUAUCCAGAUACAAAAAUGUCAACGAUAAGGUUUCCAAUAAAGGGGCGCGUGGAAUUGAAUGAGAAAGUGGAUAAUCUCGUUCGGUUAUUCUUGGAGCACGCGCACCAAAAGACCGCGCACUUUGUUUCUACCAGCAAGUCGAACGAGUACGAAGAGCGCGUCAAAGCGGUGUUGCCGUCCAGUGGCCAAGCCAAGGGUCACCUGAUGCUCCAUUUAGUGUACAGGAUUUGCCGGAAAAUCUCAAAGCUGGUGUUCGGCAUGUUUGCAACGGAAGAAAAGGUGAUGCACAACUUUGAGAUGACAGUCGAUGCGUACGUGCUGCUUGUCGCAAACCGUACAAGCCGCGUGAAUUACAACACUAAGGUCUACAAGCGAUGCAAGAUUGUCGACGUCGAUGACUUCAAUAAAUUGUACGACGAGGCGUUGAAGUCGUUUCACAAUUAA
This is a messenger RNA of Macrosiphum euphorbiae (potato aphid), 1710 nucleotides long. The record is from the annotation of a GenBank genome assembly. Lineage: Eukaryota; Metazoa; Arthropoda; Insecta; Hemiptera; Aphididae.